Stylophora pistillata is the source of this 678-nucleotide messenger RNA. RefSeq names its product activated RNA polymerase II transcriptional coactivator p15. NCBI's taxonomy places the organism in Eukaryota, Metazoa, Cnidaria, Anthozoa, Scleractinia, Pocilloporidae. Gene Ontology annotation, molecular function: transcription coactivator activity; DNA binding. Gene Ontology annotation, biological process: positive regulation of transcription initiation by RNA polymerase II. The record is from RefSeq and is a predicted model, not a curated record.
UUUUCUUGGAAGUCAGUCGGGCAGUUAGACGCGACAAAGCUACAGUCCUGAGCCCUUAACAAAUUACUUGCUUUAAAAUCAUGUCGAAAAGAAAUAGAUCUGAGCCAAUUGUGUCAGAUAGUAGCGAUUCUGGUGAAGAAGAGGUAGUUGCUUGUAAGAGAGAAGAGUAUGAGGUUCAGAUUAAAUCAAAAAAGAGCAAGUCUAAGAAAUCGAUAAAGGAGAGUAGCACCGAAGACACAGAGCCCGGUGUGUUUGAGUUAUCUGACAAACGUAGGGUAACUGUGCGAGAGUUUAAAGGCAAAAUCCUGGUUGACAUUAGGGAGUUCUAUGAAGAUAAUGAAGGUGAAAUGAAGCCAGGAAGAAAAGGCAUCUCACUGCAGCUGAGUCAGUGGGAAGCCUUGAAGAGUCAUAUUACCGAUAUUGAUGUUGCCAUAGAGGAGAUGAAGUGAUAUCUGUUAGUACAAGGACUUGCUUCACAGCUCAAUGUAACAUGGAUGUGACAAUUACAGAUUGAUACCAAGUUUAUAACCUGUUUAAUUUUUAAAUGAUCCUUAGAAAAGUAUAACAAAUGUUGUGUUUCACAGAGUGUUUUGGUUAGGUAUUGAAUAAUUCUCUCACUGCGACCUUGGAUGGCCUGUGGCCGAUUUUUGUUUUGAAUAAAAAAUGUUACACCAGUGA